This is a messenger RNA of Schistocerca serialis cubense, 3954 nucleotides long. RefSeq lists its product as uncharacterized. NCBI's taxonomy places the organism in Eukaryota, Metazoa, Arthropoda, Insecta, Orthoptera, Acrididae. The coding region runs from base 1 to 3954 and encodes 1317 amino acids. The record is from RefSeq and is a predicted model, not a curated record. The transcript is spliced from 23 exons.
AUGAAAAUUCUUGAAAUUAAAUACUUGGUUUCAAGCAACUUAAAAAAUAAAUUGUCAGUUGGUAAUACAAAUUUGCUGAGUUGCAGACUGACACAUAGUGGGAAAGAUUACACUGGUAUAAAAGCAACUACAGCAACUGGCCGACGUUGUCAAUUCUGGGACACAUCAUAUCCAGUACACAAGAUAGCGCCAAAUAUAUCAGAUGAAGAUUUUCCUGAAGGGUCUCGCAAGGAUGCGAGGAAUUAUUGCCGCAAUCCAACAAAUGCUUCUCGUGGGCCCUGGUGUUACACACUUGAUUCUGAUGUUCCAUAUGAAGAGUGUGAUGUUCCCCUCUGCUCUUCCAAAGAUUGUAAGAUGAGUGGUCUUGGCAUAGACUAUUCUGGAAAUGUUGAGAAACCAUUUUCUGGAGACAGUGGCAAGUGCGCUAAAUGGACUGAUCGUGAGCUAUUUCCUGAGGGAAGGUUUGCUGAUCGACUGUUUCCUGAGGGCUCACGAUCAAGUGCUGGUCGCUUCUGUCGUAAUCCUGAUGGUAAUCUGAGAGGUCCCUGGUGCCCGCUGGAUCGUGGCGAUGGAAGUCCUGCAAUAAGGGCACCCUGUGAGAUUCCAUUCUGCAAAGAUGUUGAUUGGUUGGAAUUCACAGCUGAAACAAAUGAGUUCACUCAGUUCACAGAUCUUUCUCAGCCAAAUAAGACAUUGCCAUUGAAAACUGUCAAUCUAACAUUUGGAAUACGUCUGUGGGAUGCUGCCUCCUGGUCAAGAGCCACUGCCAAAAUACUCUUUUCACCAUUUUCAAUUCCUGGAGCAGCUCAAGAGCUGAGUAAAUUUGGUGCUGUUGAACUCACCAUAUCUAAGGACAGUUCUGGCUUUACUAAAGGAUUAGAGGAGGUGGAGCUGUGGAUGGCUAAGGGGACACCAUUUAGGUCUGAAAUUGCUGGUAGUGAUUGGCCCUGGCUUCAACUAUGGGUGCAGCAGAGUGAAAAUGUCCUUGCAAUGGGACGACAAGGUUCAGAAGAACCACUUUCUAGUGGACAAAUGUCUGAUCUUUCUGUAGACUUAGGAUUACGUUUUAUCAGCAUCUCUGGAGCUGGUAUUCUCUGGAGCUUACCUUUUACAGUUGAGGACUGCCUUCAACACAUAACAAGUGAGCUGCAGUUUACAAGAUUCUUUCGGAUGCAACAAACUCCUGGAGGCCAUGAUGUAAAAUUGCAUGUACGUGCACGUCAUUCUGCUUGCCUUCAAUUGAGAAUUGCUCCUUCGAUUAAAUACCCAAGCUUCAUGGUAUUAAUUCAGAACAAGGCAGAUAAUAUGACAGCCAUAAUUUUGAGAGAAGAAGAGGGUGGUAAACUUCAGGAGACUUCACUUCAGAAGAAGAAUGCCUCUUCUGCUCUUUCUUAUCACCACUGGCAUGAGUUUACAUUAAGUUUGUUUGGUGAAAAACUGCAGUUUUUCUGGGUACGAAGCUGGGAUACAAAAUUGUUGCUGGAGAUUGAACAUGAGCUUAUCAAACAAUUACAGUGGUUUUCUCCAGGUUCUAAUAACUCUGUUGCACAUUGGGCAUUCUGGUGUCAUCCUCAAGAUCCCCCAAGUGCUCUGCCCCCAGACUGUGUAGCAUCAAGUGGCAGUAGUAGCAGCUAUGGUGGAGGACAAUACAGUGCUUCCAGUGGUAAACCAUGCCUUUUCUGGCCAUCAGUUCCAGGAGCUGCACUGGGCCCUGAUGCACGUAAUUUAUGUCGCAAUCCUGACUCUAGUAGAAGUGGGCCCUGGUGCUAUGUUGGCAAAACUAGUACAACAGAUUACAAGAAGGAAACAUGUGAUGUGCCUCUACGCUACAGCAGUCCUCAGCAGCUGCUUGUCCAGGUGCACCACGAGUGCCCAGCAACUACUGAGGAAGUUGAUGCUGCAUCUCCACCUUCCACACUCAAAGAAGGUGAAUGUCGUCUUGCUGGAACUGGGAAUGAUUUCAUUGGACCACUAAAUGUGACCCGUUCAGGACGACAGUGUCAGCCAUGGCUUGACAAUAAACCACACAAGGUCAAUCAGACAUAUCUAAAUGACACCCUAUUUGCUGAACGAUCUCUAAAAGAAGCAAGAAAUUACUGCAGGGAUCCAUCACGCAACAUUGGUGGACCAUGGUGUUACACAGUGGAUCCAAAACUGCCUCGUGACCUGUGCCAUGCUUAUGAUUGCGUUAUGCCUGAGGGCUGUACCAUGCUGACACAAGGAGCAGGUGCUGGCCGGGACUUGAUGAUCCUACCUCGAUGGCGGACACGAGGGUUACGCUUCUGGCUCAAGGAGUGGAACCCAGAGCGUGCAGAUGGCAUUGUCUGGCUUCUGAGAAAGGCUGGCACCAACACUACCUACCUCAGGCUAGAGCUUGGAGCUGAUAAAAAUGAAAAGAUAAAACUUUUCCUCAUCAGAGGUGAAGGCACACGUGACAUUCUUGUGGAAGAGAAAGAGCACUCACAUGUCAUCCCUAUAGGCCAGUGGGCAGGGAUGUGGCUGAAACUCUUGGCAGAAGGAGGCCUGGAGGUAGGACGCGAGGGAGCAGAGCAGCCACUAUUUGCUUGGAAGCCGAAAAAAGUUCCAGCUGCCAAUUUCUUUCCAGAGCGGGUUUCGUAUGCGAGUCUUGCUGGGCACACCAUAGGUGUGGUCUUCCCAUGUGAAGAGUGCCACGUGGAGAUAACGAACAUCCGGCGCUUCACCAAGGUGCUGCCCCUCAGCCUGUGGCGACGGGAGCCGCUGGCACAGCCUCCGAGCAAUCUGACGUUGUACAUGCGCGGAUACGGCGCGGCCCUCGUGCCACUCAUCAUGCAGCCCGGAGAGGGCGACUACCACGCAGUCACGCUAGGGGAGGGCAAGGGCGCGGACCGCAUCUACCUCCUGCGGCAGAGGGCCGGCAACCUCUCUGAGGUGGGCAAGGUGCGUCUCCCACAGCCCAUCUUCUCCAAGGACAAGUGGACAAAGAUUAUCAUCAGGUGGACAGAGACGAAGCUGUUGGUGUGGUGGAAUGGGCUGCUGUUCCUGGCAGUGGACACCAAGGAGCCACUUGUGGCGUACUUUUUUAGCGUGGGCAUUGAGGAUGGGGAGAUGAUGUGGACCGCAAACUGCGAACCUCCAGAUGUGGACAGUCCAGCCGUGGACGGCGGGUGGUCAGAGUGGGGGCCGGCCACGUCGUGCAGCGCCACGUGCGGGGGCGGCUGGGGGCUGCGCAAGAGGCGCUGCGACAACCCGCCGCCUACACUGAAGGGCCGCGACUGCGAGGGCGACGACACCAUGGACGAGCAGUGCAACACCUUCCCCUGCGGACAGCUAGCUCCAGGCACGGACGAGGUGGUUCGGAGGAUGCUGCGGCGGCAGCACGCGGCCACGGAGGCAGACGAGGGCGACAACGUGACUCUGGCGUGUGCCCGGCCCGCAUUGCUGGCGCGCGUGCUGCAGGAGGCGCCAGAGGCCGUUCUCUUCUGGGAGCACCAGGGCCGCCGCGUCCAGGGACACGUGCUCACAGACCUCGAGCUGACGCGCGUGGCGCCGUCAGCUAGCGGCGUGUAUACGUGUUGGUGUUCCGCGCCGGGCAGCCCGCAGCUGGCGCUGCACGUGCAGUCCCUGGCCGUGCGGCCGACCGCAUCACUGCGCAUGCGCGCCACGCGACCGCUGCGUCUGCUCUGCCGCGCCGCGGCGCUCGGCCGCGUCUUCGCCGGGCUGGCCGUCUCCUGGCGGGACCAACAGGGCGACCUCCGCGAGGACUUCGGCGUCAUCGACCCUGCAGCUGUGGAGACAUUCGAUGUGAUUGUAGACAAGUCCUCUGCUGGAGAGUGGAAGUGUGUUGUGGAGCAGCAAGAGCUAGGGUUUCGCUGGACAACCAACUGGCUAAGAAUUACAGGUAGCAAAAGUAAUGAACAGAAGCAGGAGAAAUAUGAUAGGGAUAUUCUGUUGCUGAUUGGUAACCCACUUUAA